CGAUCUGGUGACGGUAGUCUCUCACAUACGUUUACAGAUUACUGUUGAUUGUCGCCAACGCGUAUCGUUAAUGCUAGUGAGGACUUGAGUUGAAUUAAAUAUUCGACAUUAGACUAAAAACAAUAGAAGAAUAACAAUAAUAAAAUAUUUAACAUUUAAUCAACCUAAAAAUCAAGUUAGUUGAUUACAUUUAAUGAUAAAUUGUAUAUUUUAAAUUGAAGUGAAACACCGGUCAAAAGAUAGGGUGUGACUUCAUCAUAUUUGCACGAGGGAAGUCAGGAAGUAAGAGGGAAGAAAGAGUAAGGAGAGAAAUUUUUGCCAACUCGCCGCGCCCGAACCGUUAGAAAAAAUUCAACACUCCGUUACGCCUUCUCAUAUUUUUUCACAGCAUCAAUAAACGUUGAGAAAAAUAUUCAACAUACGUGCGAAUACCGGUGAACAACUCAGGACAAAUAUCUCCAAGCUUCUGUGAAGUUGAAAACGCACAAGGCAGACAAAAUUAGCCUACAAAAAGAAAAGGAAGACAAUUCACGUUGACUAAAGCCGGCAAAAAAUUUAUCUAUUAAUAUUAUUACAAAGCAAUAAUUAAUUUGUUGUUAAGACUUUUUUAAUCGUCAUUUCAUAUAUUGUUGAGUCAAGUGAGAAAAAAAACAACGAAGGCUUCAGUCAGUAUCGACAGAUAUUUGUCAGAUUUUCUAAGCAACGAAGGAGACUAGUCAACGGUUUUAAAUCAGCAUAAAUAAUACAUACAAGAUGUUACAACUUUCUCCAGCCUACAUGGAACGAUUCCAGCCCAACUAUUCGUAUAUGUUUGAAUUUGAAGAAAAAUUUAUGCAUCAAAAAACACGUGACUGGAUGGUAGAUCAUUGGCAAACCUCGGUCUACUCUGGUGCUAUUUAUGUGGCACUUAUAUUUUUUGGUCGCCAAUGGAUGGCUAAUAGACCUAAAUAUGAGUUAAGAGGAUUAUUAACAUUAUGGAAUCUUGGACUUGCCAUUUUUUCAAUCAUGGGAGUUGUCAGGACUGCUCCAGAAUUUUACCAUGUGCUUAAAAAUUAUGGUUUCCAUCAUAGUGUUUGCGUACCAAGUUUUAUGUAUAAUCGAGUGUCUGGUUUCUGGGUAUGGGCGUUUGUCUGGUCAAAACUGCCGGAAUUAGGAGACACAAUCUUUAUUGUUUUACGAAAGCAAAAAUUGAUCUUCCUACAUUGGUAUCAUCACAUGACUGUGCUAAUGUACGCCUGGUUUUCGUACACAGAGUAUGCAGCAACAGCUCGUUGGUUUGUUUUUGUAAAUUACAGUAUUCAUGCCAUGAUGUAUACUUACUAUGCUCUUAAAGCAAUGCGUUAUUCGCCACCGCAAUGGAUAGCAAUGAUGAUCACAGCCCUCCAAAUUAUACAGAUGGUUAUUGGUGUUACAGUAACUGUCGGUGUUUAUAUGUACAAGGCCUAUAAUCGACAAGAUUGUCAUGUUACAAUGCUCAACAUACUAUUAAGUACAUUAAUGUACGCCAGUUACUUUGUACUGUUCUCGAAAUUUUUCCAUGAGGCCUAUUUAAGUGAUAGAAAACCAUCAAAAAGUCUACAUAAAGCUGCAGACAGCAGAGUUGAUGAUGAAUAUAGUAAUGGUAAAGUUAAGAGAAAUUAAAUUCUGAAUGAAUGUUUAUUAAUAUCAAAUGGACUCUGAUAAAAGUAUCGGCAAGGAGCCUAGACUGAGAUAUCAUUGCCGUUGAGUGGGAAGAAAUAAAAAAAAAAAAAGUCUUCACCAGACAUGAAACAUGCACUUUUAGCUAAAAACGCACCAAGAAACUUCGUUCAAAGUUCGGAGAUUCAGAAUAUCUAAUGAUUUUUAGAAUAUUUCUCGCUCAAUGUCAUAGCACAAAUCAUCUUGAUGACCGUAAGUGAAUGGUAAAGAAUAAUAUCAACGAAAAUGAUCAUUUGGAUAAAGAUACGUGAUAUAUUUAUAUUUAUUUUAGCUCAUAGAGAGUGGAACAAGGCAUACGUAUUUCGAUGUAAUCGUCUUUUGAAACCGGUCUCUCAUUUAUUCUUUUUCUCUUUUUCUUACUCAUGUACUAGCUCUCUCAGAGUCGUCGACCAUCGAUAUUUUUCUUAGUUCCGUAACUAAAUGUGA
This is a messenger RNA of Chelonus insularis, 2124 nucleotides long. It is a transcript of the gene Baldspot, whose product is annotated as elongation of very long chain fatty acids protein baldspot. Gene Ontology annotation, molecular function: fatty acid elongase activity. Gene Ontology annotation, biological process: very long-chain fatty acid biosynthetic process; fatty acid elongation, monounsaturated fatty acid; fatty acid elongation, saturated fatty acid. The transcript has 3 exons. The record is from RefSeq and is a predicted model, not a curated record. Bases 754 to 1641 code for a protein of 295 amino acids. Gene Ontology annotation, cellular component: endoplasmic reticulum membrane. NCBI's taxonomy places the organism in Eukaryota, Metazoa, Arthropoda, Insecta, Hymenoptera, Braconidae.